This is a messenger RNA of Podarcis lilfordi (Lilford's wall lizard), 10445 nucleotides long. The record is from the annotation of a GenBank genome assembly. Lineage: Eukaryota; Metazoa; Chordata; Lepidosauria; Squamata; Lacertidae.
AUGCAGAACCUGAACGACCGCUUGGCCUCCUACCUAUCCAAGGUGCGGGCUCUGGAGGAGGCCAACAGCGACCUGGAGCUCAAAAUCAAAACCUGGCAUGAGAAAUCGGCGUCGCACGCCGGCGGAGGCCUCCGCGACUACAGCAAAUACCACACCACUAUUGAGGACCUUCGAAAUAAGGUGAGCAAGACUUGGGAAGGGAAGGGAGAUUUUGGAGGAGUGAGGCUGGCUAAAGAUGGAAGAGAGGUAAAGGUAAAGGGACCCCUGACCAUUAGGUCCAGUCGUGACCGACUCUGGGGUUGAGGCACUCAUCUCGCUUUAUUGGCCGAGGGAGCCGGCGUACAGCUUCCAGGUCAUGUGGCCAGCAUGACUAAGCCGCUUCUGGCAAACCAGAGCAGCACACGGAAACGCCGUUUACCUUCCCACCGGAGCGGUACCUAUUUAUCUACUUGCACUUUGACGUGCUUUCGAACUGCUAGGUUGGCAGGAGCAGGGACCGAGCAACGGGAGCUCACCCCGUCGCAGGGAUUCGAACCGCCGACCUUCUGAUCGGCAAGUCCUAGGCUCUGUGGUUUAACCCACAGCGCCACAGAGGUGGGCAAAUCUGUCUCUUUCAGCUUCUCUCAGUUUCUUAUUUCCCCAGUCUUAAAUUCACCAGUGAAUUUCACCUGAGAGGCACAUUCUUCUGUAAUUUUACUUAAUGUAUAUUCAUGAUGCAUAUGCUAGGAUAAAAUGUGCGCAAAAAUGCAUAUGUUAAUGAAAAUAACGGGGGGAGGGAAUAUGUUUUCUAUCAACGGAAAUUAAACAUAUGCAAUUUUAUGCACACUUUACACCAGUAUAUUUGAUGAAGUGUGGUUGUCAAAGGAUGUCUGCGUUUUAGUUCGCUUGUUGUUUCCGAAAAUGCAAAUUUGCAGGUUCGCCUUUAAAUGUGAACUGAAUCUCAAUCAAGCUUGCCAUAAUUUUGUGAUUAUGCAAGUCAGUCCUACUAAAGCUACUACUGCCUGGCUGUGAGAUUUAUGAAGGGGGAGGGUAUUCUCUUAUAGAUCAACAGGCUACUUUUGCUUUUUAUGGCUUCUCUCCACUCACAGCAGACCCAUUGGACUGAAUGGACCCAAGGAUGGGAGCCAGUGUAAAUUAAGCUGGUUUACGUUAAGCAGCUGUUAAUGUCCGCCAGAUCCAAGCUCCAUUCAGGAGUGGCCUGUGCUGGCUGAGCUGCCCUAAACUUGGCAGGUAAAGCAGCUCAGCUAAUAGAGCAUGAGGACUCUUAGUCUCAUGGUUGUGGGUUCAAGCCCCAUGCUGAGCAAAAAGAUUCGACCCUCGUGGUUUAUCCCAACUCUACAGUUCUAUGACUCAAUGAAAGCAAGCCCUUAGAAGAGAGUUGGAUUUAUAUCCCCAUUUGCCAGGUUAAUGUAGGCCAGGUUCUCAGGUCACGUGACUAUGCUUAGGAUCCAGCCUAAGUCCCCCUCCUGUCUCACCCUCACCUCAACCCCAGAAUGUCAUUUGUUCAGGGUUUAGGCCAGCUGAAGGACUACUGGGCUCAGCUCAGGCAGCUGGGUCCUGGCCAAACUGGGAUGUGGGAGAUACAGAGGCCAUAUCUAUGGCUCAGCCAGGAUCAGGUAGUUAAACCAACAUAGCCUGGCCAGGUGAUUGAGAGCCAGUGUGGUGUAAUGGUUAGAAUGCUAGACUAGGACUUGGGAAACCAGGGUUCAAAUCCCCACUCAGCCAUGAAGCUCACAGAGUGACCCUGGGCCACACAAAGUCUCUCAACUUAACCUACCUCACAGGGCUAUUGUGCGGAUCAAAUGGGGAGGAGGCGAAGUCUGUUAACCAGCUUAAGCUUCCUAGAGGAAAGGUGGGAUGGGAAUGUAAUAAAUAAAACAAAUUCAUCUUUAGGAUUGUGCCCUUGAUCAUGUCAAUUCAGAGUAAAACUCAGCCCAGUGCCCCCUCAUGUGUUUUAAUGAUGCAUUUACUCUUAUUUUUAAUCUUUACGUUUGUUUUAGAAUUUUUCUACUCACUUUGAGCGAUUUUGUUGGAGGGAGGAAAGAGGGAUGUAAUCUUUUUGUGUAAAUAAUAUAAACGAUUUGCUUUUUUUACUUCCUUUUUCUAUAUCCCCCUCCAAUGCAGAUCAUUGCUGCGAGCGUCACAAACGCCAGCAUUAUCCUGCAGAUAGACAAUGCCAGGCUGGCUGCAGAUGACUUCAAAAUGAAGUAAGUUUGAACCCAAUCAGGGUAUCUGUGCUAUUUUUCUUUUUUAAAAAAAGAGGUGCUGGAACUCACCAUGAACGCCUUCCUUGUUCUCUUAUCAUGGCAAUGGCGCCACCUGAGGGGUGCUGAAACUGAGAUCCAGAGAGUUCCGGCUUUUUUUCUGGGGGGACGCAGGGGCACGCAUACCCCUAAACAUUUUCUGAAUCUAAUGGGAGAAGAAACUAAAAAUAUUUUUUAAAUUACCGUAUUUUUCGCUCUAUAAGACACACCAGUCCACAAGACGCACCUAGUUUUUGGAGGAGGAAAACAAUUAAAAAAAAUUCUGAAUCUCAGAAGCCAGAACAGCAAGAGGGAUCGCUGCGCAGUGAAAGCAGCAAUCCCUCUUGCUGUUCUGGCUUCUGUGAUAGCUGCGCAGCCUGCAUUCGCUCCAUAAGACGCACACACAUUUCCCCUUACUUUUUAGGAGGGAAAAAGUGAGUCUUAUAGAGCAAAAAAUAUGGUAGUUCCUUCUCUAUCACGGUGAAUCAUCAGUUCCGUUGCUACCCCCAAUGGUGGCCUCAUUUCCUGUCAUGGUGUUUCCUGAGUCUCAGACAGAAUGAGAGUACGCCUAAACAUUUUUUAAGGAAAAAAGCACUGGUUCCAGCUUGGGGGGAGACUGUGUACCUAAUUUUACUUGUAAAUAUGACCAAAACAAACAGCCUGAUAAGCAGAGUCUCAGGCUUCUCAACACAAUGACAAUCAAAUAACUGGCCAAGCCAAUGCAAUAGCCAAAGUUAAGUACUUGAGCAAGCUAAGCACUUUAAGAAAUAAUAAUAAUUCCUCUUCAAAGAUAUGAAAACGAGGUGUUCCUCCGCCAGAGCGUUGAGGCAGACAUCAAUGGUCUGCGCAAAGUCCUUGAUGAACUGACUCUGUCCAGGAGCGACCUAGAAAUGCAGAUUGAGACCCUGACUGAAGAGCUGGCCUACCUCAAGAAGAACCAUGAAGAGGUAAGGCAGCCAUCUUGCUCAAGCAACUGACAGCAUAACUCCAGGUGUUGUUAGGUGGUUCCUGAGCUCCAGGACUUUUGCACUGAGCCCCAGGUGUCCUGUUCCAUCCUGCUCCCUUUUUCGUGAACUUGUUUUGUUUUGAACUUUGCUAAGUUAAAGCUCAGCCGGGCACACCUCAAAGCACAGGAAGAUCCCAGCAGUCCACUAAUCUUAAGUUGCCCAAAGGCAUCCAUGCAUACAGUUUGCAUAUGCUGAUCUACGCAAAUUUGUUUCCUGCCCCAGUGCCCCAAAUCCUCUCCGUAUUUAGCAACUCCCCUAGUACAACUUGAUUAGUUAGCAAUCCAAAAUGGUUGGAUUUAGGGAAUGUUCAGUGCUGAUAACAGUAAUGAUAACAAGAGGUGCUUCACUGAGCAAAAGCUCAGCAGCUUACAGGAGGUGUGAGAAAGCAUAAGGCUAGCAAAACUCGUUUCUGAAGGGUGAUCAAAUUCCUCAGAUUUGGGACACAAGUUCCAUACCCCUGGGUUACAGGUUCUCCACUGCAUUAACCAGAAUGAGGCAGCCCCCUCAAGCAGCAGAGGAUCAGGUGGGAUGGCAGCCCCCAACCUAUUCCUUUUGAGCCCACCCCCUGCCCCCUACUAUUCCUACCCCUCUGAGCUGGUGCUUUUCUGGCAGUGAUUCCUUCGCCCUGCUGGCUUUCACUGCCUGUCUGUAUGCCUGUAUUCACUUACUCCCAGGGAUGGGGAAAGUUUACGGGAACCCGAAUGCCAAGCUUAUCUUGAUUGAUGGAUUGAUUGCAUUUAUAUCCCGCCUUCUUUCUUCCAAGGAGAUCAAGGUUGUGUACAUGGUUCUCCUCCUCCUCAUUUAAUCCCUGCAACAAGCCUGGGGAGUAGUAGGUUAGGCAGAGAGGCAGCGACUGGCCAAUGAAUAUUCAUGUUUCUAGGGAUGCAGAAAUGCUGCAUGUGUAAAUGAAGUCAAUGUGUUGCCACUGUGAAUAUGCAGAAAAUGACCAAUCAGUGUGGAUAUGUAUUACAACCAGGAUCAAGAGAUUGUGCCUCUGAUUACUGGUUGGUAGGGAGUACCGUAUUUUUCGCUCUAUAAGAUGCACCAGACCACAAGAUGCACCUAGUUUUUGGAGGAGGAAAACAAUUAAAAAAAUAUUCUGAAUCUCAGAAGCCAAAACAGCAAGAGGGAUCGCUGCACAGUGAAAGCAGCAAUGCCUCUUGCUGUUCUGGCUUCUGUGAUAGCUGCGCAGCCUGCAUUCGCUCCAGAAGAUUUCCCCUUACUUUUUAGGAGGGAAAAAGUGAGUCGUAUAGAGCAAAAAAUACGGUAGAUAUGAGAGAAGGAAAAUGCAGAUACAAGAGAAGGGAAAUGCACAAGUUCUGCUUGUGGGCUUUCCAUGGACAGGCUGGGACUCUGAUCCAGUGCAAUUCUUAUGUUCACAAAUGUACCAACUGAGUUAUGGUCCUGAGGCGUUUUGUUUGUUUGUCCCUUUCUCUUUCCUUCUUCCCUUUCUUUCUUCAUGUAGGAAAUGAAAAGUUUGCAAGGCACGACCUCCGGGAACGUCAACGUUGAAAUGAAUGCUGCCCCAGGAAUUGACCUAACUACCCUCUUGAACAAGAUGAGGGCAGAGUAUGAGGCUCUGGCAGAGCAGAAUCGCAAGGAUGCUGAAACCUGGUUCGCCGAAAAGGUAAACGAAAAUGCAGGGAUGUGUCUAAAAACCAGCAAUCUACCAGCAAAUCUGUUUUUUUAAAAAAGAAAUGAAAUGAAAUGACAUUUGCCAGUCCAAUCGUCUCAUUUCCUUGAUUGUGAAACAGCUUACACGUGCACAUUAAAAUAAGACAGCAGAUUACCACUGCGCAGUGGUUCCAGGGAUAACAGAACAAGAGACUUCUGCAGGUUUCGCAAGUGUGUGUCUCUCCAUGGUUCCCUGACUGCUCAUUCCCCCCAUUGCCCUUUAAACGCAGCAUUUGUCCUUCCCUGUAAAACUCCAAAUUCUGCAGAAGAAACCUGGAGAAGUUGAAGGGUGUAUAAGAUGCACUGAACAUGUACAGAGUGCCCUACUCUUAUGCUUUCUGUUACUGGUGUCCGUUAUACCCGGAGCUCUCAUUUUACAAAUGGCGGGGUAGAGCUGCUAAGUUUCUGGAAAACAAAAUCAAUUGCUCCAACCACAUUUCUGUCAUUUGAAUACUAUACCGCUCAAAUGCUGUUAUUGAAUUAUUGCAGAGUAAGGAACUGAACGUGAUGAUCAACGUGAGUGCCAAGGAGACCAGCACCAACAAGAAUGAGAUCACAGAUUUGAAACGCACCCUUCAGGCUUUGGAGAUAGACCUGACAUCUCAACUUGCUUUGGUAUGGGGAAGAGAUCUCUGCCAGAUAACAUAAUCGUGUUUGAAUGAUUAAGACAAACAUCUCCCUGAAAUAUACACCUCCCUCUUACAAGGCUGGUUCAGGAACAAAGCUAAGUCACAUUAAGCAUUAUGAGAAUGAGCCUAGCUCUCCACCCCAAAAAAACCCUUGUGUCCUUUGAAGCUUUCACUCCUGUUUCAUUCAAACCUAGACCUUUAUGCAAUCUUCAUUGUGGUUAAUGAAAACAAGUCAACUUCAAAGAAUAGUUCAUGAAACUGGCUUGUUUUCACUAACUGUAGUUAAGAUUGACUGCUGUUUAGGGUUCAGAUGAUACACACAACCCCUGAACCCUCUUCAUAAUUUGUUUACAUACACAAGUAGUGAAAAGGGCUUAAGUUGGUUAGAAGUUAUCAAGAGUCCCUGGAAAUAACAGUCAUUCUUUAUUUGCCUCUCUUUUCAUUACAAGCUGCUAGCUAUGACAAUAAGCAAUUGGGUUGUCUCAUUCUGCAGCAGCUUGCUUUCUCUGAAUGGCAAAUAAUCUUAGCGAUCUCUCCAUUUUAGUCAUGUUGUACCAAGAAUGGCAAGACCUGAAUGCCAUCUCACUGGUUACAGGGAUUCCUAUAAGUGCAGUGCUGAAAAUUUCUCCUCCAUCCUCUGUCAGUUAAUGAGAAAAGAAAUUGGAACCAAAACUCAAUAGAUUUGUGAAUGAAGUCAGGGAGUUUGAUCUCCUUACCUUACUUUUGAAGUGGCUGAAAGAUGCUUGUGAAUAGUUUUUAUUUCAUUCUACAAAUCGUCUCACCAGUGGUCUGCACCCUGCAGCCUCCCCAGGUGCCCGGACUUCCAUUAAAGUUUAAUAGGAACUCCUCCAAUGGGGCUUUGUCAGUUGAGGAAGUAUGGGUAGCCAGGGAGGCUGCAAAUCAUUAGAGAAAUGUUUGAACGAUGUUUAUGUGGGGGAAACGGCAUACACCUCACAACAAGAAGGUAAGCUCAAGACUGAAAUUUAAAAGAAAUUCCCAAGCGCAUGAGGAAUUAAAGCAGAAGCCUCUUUUGCAGAAGAACAAAACUCACGAGAUGCGUUUGGAGGAAAGAUUUCAGCACAGCACGAACUCCUAUAGAUUAUUUAUUUAGUGGAUUUGAUUUUGAGCCUCCUCCUUUCCAAGGGCUCAGGACAGGUGGCAACGUGUUAGAAACAAAGGCCUUUUGAGCACAGCAGCCAAAAUACAAAGAACCACACAGGUAGCUUUGUGCAAUUUGCAGGUUUGGGCUUGAGUUAUUCACAAAAGGGUCAGCCUACACGUUAAAUCGUUUGUACUUAAAAAAACAACACCAAAAACCUGACCAAUUUUUUUAUUCUGAAGAAGCCACAGGGUCCCAAUUCAAAAUUUGUUCCUGUGCCAGAUGCGGCCCUUUGCCACUUUAUUGCUGAAACUCACAGGAACAUAGGAAACUGCCUCAAACUGAGUCAGAACAUUGGUCCAACUUGCUCAGAAUUGUCUACACAGCUCCCUUUCAGACAAGAGUUUCGGCCAGCCCUACCAAGAAAUGGCAGGGAUCGACACUGAGCCUCUCCACAGGUAAAGCAUGAGCUCCGCCCCUUCCCCUACUGCAAGGAGCACCUUGGGGGACAAAUAACUGUGGCAGGGGGACUGGUCUAGGGUCCCCAAUGCAGACUGCGAGUCCAUUCCAGAUUGGCAGCCCUUGCCUGCCUUUUCUUAGCUUUGUAACUUGCUCUCAGCAGCCCAUCGUGCCACAAAACAAAGCACUUUUGAAGCCGAGUUGUUUCAAAUACAGGUUUGCAUUUUGGAACAGGAUUCUGCUGCACAAAGAGAAACAGAUCAAAAUUUUAAAAGCCCUUGAGCACACCAAACAUAGCACUUUAGAACUGUAACUGAAAUCUAGAUACUCAAACGAUACCAUCCCUGGGUCCGUACAAGCAGAGCUUAAGAGCUUCUUUUUUUAAAAAAAAAAGUGCAUGCAAAUCAAUGCAAAUGCAAUAUUGCUCUUGCAACUUAGUGGAAUUGGUACAUCUGGUGGAUAGAUUUCAUUAGGUACACAAGUUAAGAAUGACUUAGGGACGUGGGCAUGUGUCUGAAACAGCCUGGAAUUCCUUAGCAGUUGUCAUCCUCCCAGGACACUCUGGGGUCUGGAAGCAACCUUCCAAAAUGCUGAUGGCCUAAAACAUGCCCUAUGUGUUACGUUUGUGUUACGGCACCCUUUUCCCUCUCAGAGGCAAUCGCUGGAAGCCACCUUGGCAGAGACAGAAGGCCGCUACUGUGCCCAGAUCUCCCAGAUGCAAGGGUUGAUUGGCAACGUGGAGACCCAAGUACAACAAAUCAGGGAGGACAUGGAAUGCCAAAAUGCAGACUACAGGCAGCUGCUGGAUAUCAAGAUCCGCCUUGAGAAUGAGAUUGAGACUUACCGGCAUCUGAUCGAUGGAGAAGUAAGGUAGGGAGCAAAAAAAAGAACCACCAGGCAAGAAAGGGAUCGACUUUGCAACCCAGGCUUGCCAUAAACCACUGACAAUAAGGAGCAGGUUACUAUCCAAAAAGGUGUAGAAUUAUCUCCUGUGGGACAAAUUGGCUGCACUUCAGAUGCUCCUUAAACUGGCAUGAAUGUGCAAAGCACAUUGAGUAGAAUUGCUUUGCAAACAAGGAAUGAGGGAUCUGUGGCCCACCUCCAGGCAGUGUUGGACUUCAACUCCCAUCAUCCCCAGCCAGCACGGACAAUGCUCAGGGAUGCUGGGAACUGCAGUUUAACAACAUUGGCAGGUCCACAGGCUCCCUUGCCCCUGGUGUGUCAAGGCAUCAAGCCCCAUUAUAGUUAAACGUACUAGAAUCUGGGUGUCAGCCAAUGAAACGGAAUGGUGGAAGAUUCAGGAUGGACAGAAGGAAGGACAUCUGUGCUAGAAAAUAAACUAUUGCCAGUGGCAAUGAGCCACUGGUCUGGCCCAGAACUUGAUUCUGGGUCUCCUGUUCUGAAUGUGUUGCUUUGUUAAAGACCUUUGUGCUGUAUACUCCCCCCAAAAAAAGUUUUUGUUCACCUACUGUUUACUUUUGUUUGGUUUUUUUUAAUGUUCUCAUUUUGUAUUUUUAUAUCGUGAACCGACCUUGUGAUCUUUGGAUGCAGAGCGGUAUACAAAUUGAAUAAAAUAAAUAAGCAAGGGUAACACAAACAAACCUAUUGCCUAUUGCAGUGCAUCUGGACAUGGAGGUAGCAAAGAUCUGGGGUCAAAAAAUGUGGGGUCUGCAACAGCUGCAGGAUUAAGAGGCUCAGAAUCUGCUGCAAGAGGCACUGGAUCUGGCACAGACACCAGUGGCAGAGGAACUGCAGGUGGGAACACGCAUUCUGCAUCCAGAGAAAAAGGUAAGCAUCAUUUUGGGGGUGUCUUUCUAUGUUAUUAAUAGGUUGGGGACUAAGACCAAUUUAACAUCCCACACUCAGUACAUUUUUUCUCCCCCUUCCAUUUCAUCAAUGCAAAGAAUUCUCGGGUUAGAAGCAAUUACCGUUAUUUUUUGCUCUAUAAGAGUCACUUUUUCCCUCCUAAAAAGUAAGGGGAAAUGUGUGUGCGUCUUAUGGAGUGAAUGCAGACUGCGCAGCUAUCCCAGAAGCCAGAACAGCAAGAGGGAUCGCUGCUUUCGCUGCACAGCGAUCCCUCUUGUUGUUCUGGCUUCUGAGAUUCAGAAUAUUUUUUUUCUUGUUUUCCUCCUCCAAAAACUAGGUGCGUCUUAUGGUCUGGUGCGUCUUAUAGAGCGAAAAAUAUGGUAUCUAUGUACCUCAUCUAUGAACAGAAUUCCGGAGUGCAGGUUACAUGGCCCACAGACAACUGAGACUUAUUUUUUCAGAAAGGGCUGGAUUGGCUCUGCCAGUGUGUUUGCACCACACUGACCUCCACAUCCCUUUGCCCCACCCUUUCAAAGCCAUAGAGAUGCUGGCGAUGGGAGGUCAGAGAAGUGCCAACCCCCAUCCCUCACUGCCUGCAACUGUCUGGAAAUAACAAAAGCUUCCAGGUUUGCUCAUAGACUCCUCCUGGGUUGGAUGAAGAUUUCUCAUUUUAAUACAUUUUAAAUAUUUCAAUAGUUAUUACAGCUAAAUUAUAGAUCUAACAUGAACCCACUUGAUUUGCUCUUUCCUAACUAACAUCUUAAUUGAAAUGCACCUGUCUUUCGAAAUUUUCACUUCUCCAAAUUUAGGAACAGAUGCAUGCCAGCGUAACUCUUGCAUUUGUAAUCGCUAAAGAAAUCGAGUGGGAAAAGACGCCGAAUAAGUACUAAAUGUUGCACCAGAAAGGUGCUCAGCCUGCUUGGUUGUGAGUCCUGGAAGAGUUGCUUCCUGCCUUGCAGGACUUUUUCCACCUGGCCUGGGAGGGUGGGGCCCGGACUGACUCCAGCUACAAAAGCUGAGGCUGCUGAACAGACUCUUGGGCUGGGGGGUUGCUCAGGGAGUUUUAUGGAAGACGGUUGCUGCUGUUAUUGACAUUAUUUUUUAGAUCUUUAUUUUAUAUCUUAUUAUUAUUCAUGUGGAAAUUGUUCAAUUUGCUUGUGAAUUUAUUUUAUUUUUUAUGACUCCUUUUGCUAUGUUGCAAUUCAGUAGUUUUUUCAAAUUGUAAACUGCCUUGAACUUUGAACGACAGAAAGGCAGCAUACAAAUUAAAUGGUGUAUAUAUGCAUGCACGCAGGUAAAUGCUCAGAUGAUGGGGCUUUGUCAUUCAGGUAGAUACCAUUCUAUUAAAAAUUCUGUCCCAAAGAACGUUUGGCACGGGCAUUUCAGUCACUUGUUCUUUCUUUUGUCUGUUCCGCCUUCAGAAUCAAAGAAAACGAGAGUGAUCAAAACCAUCAUUGAGGAAUUAGACGAGCACGGGCGAGUAACUUCCUCCAAGGUUCAGUCUGUUAAAGAAAGCACGGUUAUAUAA